Molecule: messenger RNA, 1412 nt
Organism: Rhizophagus irregularis DAOM 181602=DAOM 197198
Lineage: Eukaryota; Fungi; Glomeromycota; Glomeromycetes; Glomerales; Glomeraceae
Source: RefSeq, a predicted model, not a curated record
AUCUUUUCGUUCUGCACUGCACAAGAUAUAGUGGAAGCUUAUAUUUUUUUUUUGUAUUGUGUGUAAUCAUAUGUUCACGUGCGAUGUACAAAUCAUGUGUAACAAACAAUACGAAAUUAUAAAAGUGAAGACUAAGGUUAGUUAGUUAAACUAAGAACUUGAAAUGUUAUGAUCAAUACUGAUACAGUAAGUAGUUUUUAAAAUUAUGGAUAUUCCCUCAACUCGCCAAGAAGAUAAUAUUAGUAAUUUAAAGAGUGAAAUUGAAAUCAAUUCAGUUUCUGCCGAGGGUUCUCUUAAUGAGAAUACAGGAGAUUCAACGGGUUCUUUAUUGGACAAGGAAUCUCAAAGUACAGAUUCUGUAACUGCAAUUGAGAAGAAUAAAGAAUAUAUUGAUGAUCCUUUUUCUGUAACUGCAAUUGAGAAGAAUAAAGAAUAUAAUGAUGAUCCUUUAACAGAACCGAAUUUAUCGGUUACAGAGGAUAAUGAUAAUAUUAUAACCACUCAAAGUGAACAAGAAUCAAAAGAUGAUGAAGAUGAAGAAGACUUGGAACAUAUUGAGUCAUCAGAACACCAAGAUUAUGACGAUCAAGAAUUAUUAUUCGUAAAUAGGGAAGAUAAUGGUGAUAGUGAUCAUAUGGUAUCUUCAAUUCACACCAGUGAUGAUACUGCAUCAGAAAAUUCUUUAAGCAUGUCUAGUGGAAUGCUUGUUAGUCCUGAUGUUCGUACGCCUUCAUCACCUUCACAGAAUUCCGAGGAUAAUAAUAGCAUAGAAUCAAUGCCUACAGGAGAUGUUAUGGAUUCUAAUUCAAAUUCCCCGAAUCGAAAUGAAUACUUUGAUCUUGAUUUACCUGUUGUGCCAGCCCCAGGUGAAACUCGUUCACAAAUACUUGCUCCUUUGGAUGACAACGAGAAUGAAGAUUAUGAUGGAAGUAGGAUUCAAUUAACACCUAUUAUAACUAAAGCUGUAGAAACAGAUGAUGAUCCACCAAGUCCGACGUUGUAUGAUUUUACUCCUCCAACCAAUAGAGUAGUAGAUAUAAACGCUAAUGAUAGCAAUAGUAACAGUUAUAGUAAUAGGAAUCAUUUACCUCGUACCCAUAUACCUGAAAUUUUAUUAAGACGUCAAAAUUUAGAUUUUCGUCAUAGACAAAAUUCUAGUCUUGGUGAGAUUGCUAUGAAUAUUUUUCACCACCAAAUUUUGCUUCCGUUCUUUCAAGGUUUUAGUUGGGGAAUUGGAAUUCAUCUUUAUCGUUAUAUGAGAAGUGGUUUUUCAAUUAGAAAUUUUUGGAGAUCUUUAUCCGGAGGUGGUAGAGGGCCCUCUUCUAAUACUAUAGAAUCAAAUUAAAUUUUCUUUUUUUUUUUUUAUUUUAUUUUUUUUUUUUAUUUUUAAAAGGGGUUAUUUUCAUUGUUUU